AUGGGAGAUGAGGAUUGGGAAGCAGAAAUCAUCAAACCUCACGUCUCUUCCUAUGUUCCUGUGGUUGAGAAGGAUAGAUUCUCUUCUGGAACAAAUGGAGACACUCAUAAUAGGACUCCAGUUUCAACAACAGAUAUGGAUGAUGGACCUUCUAGAAGAGAUCAUUUCAUGAGGAGUGGGUUUGGCUCUGGGAGGAGCUUGGGAAACAGAGAUGCUGGUGAAUCUAAUAAGAGAGAGAAUACGUCCACUGGAGGUGGUUUUGGAGUUGGAAAGGGUUUUGGAAACAGAGGUUUUUCACAUACCAAGUUUGAUGAAGGUGAUAGCUCUGGUUUCUGGAGAGAAUCUAAUAAUGACUGUGAAGAUUUUCAAACACGGAAGAGAGGAUUUUCCAAGAGAGGCGGCUAUCAAGAUGGAAAUGAUGCAGAAUCUUCAGGUCCAUCCAGAAGAGGUGGAAGAGGUAGUUUCCGAGGUUGCCGUGCAGGAUUUGGUCUAGCAAGUCCAAAUAAUGAAAACAAUGAAGAUGAAGGGGUGCAGCGCAGGGGUGGCUUUUUUGGUUCUAGAAGAUCAGCCUUAAGUGCCACAGGUAAUGGUGACACUUAUCCAAGCAGAAGUGGCAGUGGAAGUGGACGAGGUGGUUACAAAGGUUUAAAUGAAGAAGUAAUAACAGGCUCUGGAAAGAAUUCCUGGAAGGCAGAAGCUGAAGGAGGAGAAAGUGGUGACACUCAAGGACCAAAAGUGACCUACAUUCCCCCUCCCCCACCUGAGGAUGAGGAUUCCAUCUUCGCACAUUAUCAGACAGGCAUAAACUUUGACAAGUAUGAUACUAUUCUUGUGGAGGUAUCUGGACAUGAUCCCCCACCAGCAAUUCUGACUUUUGAAGAAGCUAAUCUCUGUCAGACACUGAAUAAUAACAUUGCUAAAGCUGGUUAUACUAAGCUUACUCCUGUGCAGAAAUAUAGUAUUCCUAUUAUACUUGCAGGAAGAGAUUUGAUGGCUUGUGCUCAAACAGGAUCUGGGAAAACCGCAGCAUUUCUCUUGCCAAUUCUGGCGCAUCUAAUGCGUGAAGGAGUAACUGCCAGCCGCUUUAAAGAGCUGCAGGAACCUGAGUGUAUUAUUGUAGCACCAACUCGAGAACUGAUCAACCAGAUUUACUUGGAAGCCAGAAAAUUUUCUUUUGGGACUUGUGUAAGAGCUGUUGUUAUGUAUGGAGGAACCCAGUUGGGGCAUUCAAUUCGACAGAUAGUACAAGGCUGUAAUAUAUUGUGUGCUACUCCUGGAAGACUGAUGGAUAUCAUAGGUAAAGAAAAGAUUGGUCUCAAGCAAAUCAAAUACUUAGUUUUGGAUGAAGCAGAUCGCAUGUUGGAUAUGGGCUUUGGACCAGAAAUGAAGAAGUUAAUUUCUUGCCCAGGAAUGCCAUCAAAGGAACAGCGUCAGACCCUUAUGUUCAGUGCAACAUUCCCUGAAGAAAUUCAAAGGUUGGCUGGGGAAUUUUUAAAAUCGACUUACUUGUUUGUUGCUGUUGGACAAGUGGGUGGAGCAUGUAGAGAUGUUCAGCAGACUGUUGUCCAAAUUGGCCAGUACUCAAAAAGAGAAAAACUUGUCGAAAUUCUACGAAAUACAGGUGAUGAAAGAACUAUGGUCUUUGUUGAAACUAAGAAAAAAGCAGAUUUUAUUGCAACUUUUCUUUGUCAAGAAAAGAUAUCAACUACAAGUAUUCAUGGUGAUCGAGAACAGAGAGAAAGAGAGCAAGCGCUGGGAGAUUUUCGUUGUGGAAAGUGUCCAGUCCUUGUUGCUACUUCAGUAGCUGCCAGAGGACUGGAUAUUGAAAAUGUUCAACAUGUUAUCAACUUUGACCUUCCUUCUACCAUUGAUGAAUAUGUUCAUCGAAUUGGGCGUACUGGUCGUUGUGGGAAUACUGGCAGAGCUAUUUCCUUUUUUGAUCCCGAAUCAGAUAACCACUUAGCACAGCCUCUCGUGAAAGUGCUGACAGAUGCUCAACAGGAUGUUCCUGCAUGGCUGGAAGAAAUUGCCUUUAGUACGUACACUCCUGGCUUCAGCGGUAAUACAAGAGGAAAUAUGUUUGCAUCAGUGGAUACUAGAAAGGGCAAGAGCACUUUGAACACUGCAGGGUUUUCUACUUCACAAACUCCCACUCCAGUUGAUGAUGAGUCCUGGGAUUAA
Messenger RNA from Lepus europaeus (European hare), 2181 nucleotides. RefSeq names its product DEAD-box helicase 4 (gene DDX4). NCBI's taxonomy places the organism in Eukaryota, Metazoa, Chordata, Mammalia, Lagomorpha, Leporidae. The transcript is spliced from 21 exons. Gene Ontology annotation, cellular component: P granule; nucleus. Gene Ontology annotation, molecular function: RNA binding; RNA helicase activity; ATP binding. Gene Ontology annotation, biological process: cell differentiation; gamete generation. Bases 1 to 2181 code for a protein of 726 amino acids. The record is from RefSeq and is a predicted model, not a curated record.